Eimeria mitis is the source of this 495-nucleotide messenger RNA. RefSeq lists its product as uncharacterized. The record is from RefSeq and is a predicted model, not a curated record. Lineage: Eukaryota; Apicomplexa; Conoidasida; Eucoccidiorida; Eimeriidae.
AUGCACGUUUUGCAGCAACGAGUGAAACACGAGGAACGCCAGCAGCACAAUGCAUCAGCAUUACAGGAGCAGCAGGAGGAGCGCCACCAGCGGCAAAAGGAGCCGGCAGCAACAACAACAGCAGCAGCAGCAGCAGCAGCAGCAGCAGCAGCAGCAGCAGAAGCUGCAGCUGCAGCCGAGACAAACCCGAGUAGUAGCAGUACCCAGCAGCAGCCGCACAGCCCCAGAAGAAGAGGUAGCCUGAACAGGAGGAAAACACUCCACCUGCAGCAGCAGCAGCAGCAGCAGCAACAGCAGCAGCAGCAACAGCAGCAGCAGCAGCAGCAGCAGCAGGCAGCAGCAGCAGCAGCAGCAGCAGCAGAAGCAGCAGCAGCAGCAGUAGCAGUAAUAGCAGCAGGAAAAGUUAUAAUCACGCGGAGCGAGAGCCCACCCACCCCACCCCACCCCGACCCGCGAAAGCUGCAGCAAAAACACAGCCUGGCGGGGCAGGUGUAG